UGGAUAUUUAAUGAUCGCUAGUGGUGGUGUCUUUGUAUGCGCAGGAAUUUCUCCGUAGAAAGUCCUCGAAGCUAGUUGCGCUCUUACUGCGCGCAUCAUGCAUACAAAUAAAACCGUUCAACCUUAAUCUUUUUGUGUUGACGUAACUGUACAACGUGAUAUCAUUUCAGUAGUGUCCCUUGAGCCAGCAAGAAUAAAAUAAGUCUAUAUUAUAACCGGAAAAAUGAAAAUGAAAGUGAAUACGUUAUUGUUCUUUAUUGUGUGUGUGGUCAUGUGUGUGACAGAAGGAUACGCCUACAAAAACUACAAAUCUUUUUUUGAAACUGUUAAGGAGGAUAACUCUAUGGACGUCUCAGAUUUCUCUGUUUAUUACAAUAUUGAAACAAAUGAGACCAUUAAAAAAAUGAUGCCCAGACCUUGGUACAAGCCUGGUUGGCUGCUUAGACUUCCGUUUAGAGGCGGUCCUUGUGAAUGUGACGGCUAUCAAUGUAUUUGCUGCACGGGUGUUCGGAUUCAAGCUUUUAAAUUUGACAGAAGAACAUGUGCGAAACUUACAUAUGAACCACAAAAUUCUACCCUGGAUUUAGAAGUGGUCAUGAACAAUGCAAGUGUAUUCAAGAACACUUAUUCAAGCAGAAACCUACCACCAUUUUGUAUUCCUGUCCCAGUGCCCUACCUACCACCCGGUUUGGUAGAUAUGUGUGUUAGACUGUUUGACGUAACAUUCGUUGAUCAAAAGCUACACGUCUGUAUGGAUAUGGACACGAGGAUAGACAAAGCUCCGGUAGUGAUACUCCAUUUCGAUUGUAUGGACAUGGGUACAGGAGGAGUGGGUUUAUCAAAACCAGGAGGAACAACUAUUACAUCACACGACUCUAUAACGGCAACAGAAGAACCGAUACAAUUAGACAGUGAUGUUUACGACGCAGUUACUGAACCUGUUGAAACAACUACAGAAAUAUUUCAAAAUAGUGUAAAAUAUAUUUAAUAUAUUUACUGCAUUUCAAAAAAGUACAUAUAAACUAUUUGUAUCAAUCGUUAAUUUAUUGUAUCUAAUAAUAUUUAAAAUAGAAUGAAUUAAAGAAUUAUAAUACACAACA
Danaus plexippus (monarch butterfly) is the source of this 1100-nucleotide messenger RNA. RefSeq lists its product as uncharacterized. The transcript is spliced from 6 exons. Bases 224 to 988 code for a protein of 254 amino acids. Lineage: Eukaryota; Metazoa; Arthropoda; Insecta; Lepidoptera; Nymphalidae. The record is from RefSeq and is a predicted model, not a curated record.